Alosa sapidissima (American shad) is the source of this 2680-nucleotide messenger RNA. RefSeq names its product ceramide kinase family protein. The transcript is spliced from 13 exons. NCBI's taxonomy places the organism in Eukaryota, Metazoa, Chordata, Actinopteri, Clupeiformes, Clupeidae. Bases 420 to 2207 code for a protein of 595 amino acids. Gene Ontology annotation, molecular function: kinase activity. The record is from RefSeq and is a predicted model, not a curated record.
CGUUUUUCACCUCUGUCACAUAACCAAAAUAAGUUAGAAGCAGAACAUGUUUACAGUGAUUGGAAAGACUAAAAUCUAGUCGGGUAGAAAAAACUGUCAGUGUUGUUACUCUAUAGAGCAUAUAGGCUAUUAACAGUGCAUGCUGUUAUCUAUCCUACCGGCUGACUACAGGAAGUACAGUAAGUUAUCUGUUGUAGUCGAGACUACUUGGAUUGUCGUUUGGCUCAAUCAAUCAAUCACACGUAAGAUCUAGAGUAACGCCGAUGUAUAGUUUAAACUUAAACCGAUAGGGUUUUCGAAAACUUUAAAGUUGUUGUGCCAGCCAGAACGCGACGGUAGUAGUAGCAUAUGGAACAAAGGCAACGCAACGAGAUGCUGUUAGAUAACACAAUUUAAGACUUAUAGCCUAUGUCCUCGCAAUGGAAAUAAAUACAUUAAAAGUAGAAUCGAGUCUGUGGAUAGGAAAUAAGCGAUACCGGGCAGCUCUCAGUGCCUGGUACUUCAGCUGGACUGAGCUUGACAAGAAGAACAGAGAAAAGAAAACAGUUUCAGUGCGAGUCUCAGAGGUGAUUGGAGUUGAGGAUGGGCGAGUGGAGAUUCAACCCCAAAAGAAAGUGGAGGACACUGACCGGGACUUCACCUUAUUUUAUGUGAAGCGCAGCGGUCGUGGAAGUGGACAGGGAGUGCUGUGGAGUUUGGGCAGGACCCAGUUCAGCUGUCCCAGCCGUGACCUCCGAGACCAGUGGGUGACGCAAGUUCGGACGGCCCUCAAAACCCACAGUCCCGCUCGCCCUCACAGACUGCUGGUGUUCAUUAAUCCGUUUGGAGGGAAGAGGAGAGGGAAACAGAUCUUCCACUCCUUGGUGGCUCCUCUCUUUGAGCUGGCUGGCAUCAGCUCUCAUGUUGUUGUUACAGAACGGGCCAACCAGGCGAGAGACCACAUCCUGAAGAAAGACCUGACAGGCUUUGAUGGGGUGGUGUGUGUGGGUGGAGAUGGAAUGUUUAGCGAGCUGCUGCAUGGUGUGAUUGGGCGAACUCAGCAGGAGGCCGGCCUCUCUGAGCAUGACCCCAGCGGAGUCCUGCAACCAUGUGACCUACAUAUUGGGAUCAUUCCAGCAGGUUCCACAGACUGUGUGUGUUUCGCAACGGUCGGUGUCAAUGACCCUGUUACCUCAGCUCUCCAUAUCAUCAUUGGAGACUCUCAGCCCUUGGACGUGUGUGCUGUGCAUCACCAGUCCUCCCUGGUGCGCUACUCCGUGUCCCUGGUGGGCUAUGGGUUUUACGGGGACGUGCUUGCGGAGAGCGAGAGACAUCGUUGGAUGGGUCCGCUUCGAUACGACUACUCGGGGUGCAUGAUGUAUCUGUGUAACCGGAGCUAUCAGGGCACUGUACAGUUCCUGCUUGCUGAUCCUGGUCUCUCCAGUCCCAGGGACAAAACCCGCUGCCUCUCUGGGUGCCGUGUGUGUUCAGAGAGUACAGAGAGACUCUUCCCGCUCUCAGACAGCUGCUCCCUGUACAGUGAUAAGCUCAGCCAGUACAGUGACCAAUCAGAAGGUGAGUGGAUGAGCGUGUCAGGCCGCUUCAAGUGCAUCUCCCUCACGUGCAUGUCCAGCUCCUGUCCUAAGAGUCCUCUGGGCCUCUCGCCGUCGGCCCACCUGGCUGACGGGACAGGUGACCUCAUCCUGGUGCGGGACACAAACGCCCUGGGCUUUCUCACCUAUCUACACCGCCACACCACCUCACAGGACCAGUUUGACCUGCCUUUCGUGGAAGUGCACCGGGUCAAGGCCGUCAAGUUCACUCUCCCCCCUGGCGAAGACUCUGGAGAGGCCGAAAAGUACGAGAGGUCGGAGCAGAACACUGAGGAGGAGGAGGAGGCGGUGAUGGAGCAUCCUGACAAGCCAUGUGUGCAUGAGUCCAGCAAGAGUGGCUCCCUGCAGCACCUGGCCUGCACCGCUAAGGAGCGUGGGGCGCCGGGCAAGAGGAAGACGAGUGACUUCCUCUGUGGCCUCUGCUGCAGCAAGCCUCCGGCUGUGUCGGUGUGGAACUGCGACGGAGAGAUUCUGCCCCACACAGAGAUUUCAUGCAGGGUGCAUGGGCAGUUGGUGCGACUGUAUGCCCGGGGCAUCGAGGAUGAGGCCAGGGCCGUGGGCCUGUGUGAAGACAGCAGGGACUGCAAGGGCAAAUGUGUGCUUCACAGUCGAUGAAGUUCCCCCAUUUCUGUGACUUGCAUGGGCCAAUCCACUGAUGAACCAGUGUUUCUGUCCGUCAUAGUAAAGGCACCAGAUAUCUGUUAGCAACAGACCAUUUCCACAAAACCUUAAUGUUACAUUUUUACAGACUACAUAAUCUUGUAUGUUACUACUACAUUCUUAGUUCCUGUGUAGAUAUUUCAUCUGGCUGUGUCCAGUGAUCCACUGAUGGGUGUAAUGCAUACUGUACCCAUACCAGUACCACCACGUUAUUGUGUGUUGUUAUAACUUUUACAUGGCUUGUGCUAAAGUGUCUUAUCUUGUUUUAAAUUAUACACCACAAGUUGGUAUGAGGUAGCAAAAGCCUUUUUUUUUUUAAUUCAGCAGAAAGUAUAUAGGAAACAAUGUACAUGGUUGUGACGGUAUACAGUAGCAUGAAAAUCAUAUAAAAUAAACCUUCAAACUGCACUCAGUGCAAUUAUGCUCAA